Molecule: messenger RNA, 1986 nt
Organism: Corapipo altera (White-ruffed manakin)
Lineage: Eukaryota; Metazoa; Chordata; Aves; Passeriformes; Pipridae
Product: bromodomain-containing protein 2-like
Exons: 5
Biological process (GO): regulation of DNA-templated transcription; chromatin remodeling
Cellular component (GO): chromatin; nucleus
Source: RefSeq, a predicted model, not a curated record
GUCAAGUGAGUGUUAAAGAGUUCGCGAGCGCCGCGAGGGGGGUGAGGGCGGAACUGGGGUCCCCAUGGUGCUCGGUGGAGCGGAGGAGAAGGGGGGACGCGGAGAGGCCGCCCGGGAGGGCCGCGCUCAUUGUCCGCCCGCCCGCUCGCGGCCGCCGCCGCCGCCAUUCAAGAUGGCGGCACCUCUUUCCCCCCUCCCCUCAGCGCCAACCGCCGCCCUUCUCCCCGCCCACCUCGCUGCCCCUCGGCCAACCACCGAGCGGCGGGCGGUGGCGCCGACCAAUGGGCGCCGAGGGCGCCGCCCGCUCUCAGUGAAGGCGCCGGGCGGAAAAGCCGCGCGGGGAGGGGGGGUCGUACGGGUGGAGGUAGGGGUGAUUGACGCGCCAGUCGGCCAAUGAGAAUGCGAUGUUGGAAGUGCCACCGCCCAAUGAGGCUACGGUUGGGUGGGGAGGGGCGGGUUCGUGACGUCAGCGGUGUCGGCGGCCAAUGGGGAGGUCGGUCGCGUCUAUAUAAGGGCGGGCGGGGGCAGGCCAAGCGGCGCCAUUUCGCGGUGGACGAGGGGACGGAGCUGGUCGGGCCGCGGCAGAGAGAGCGAGCGAGAGAGAGCGCGCAGAGGGGCGGCCCCUUCAAAAAAAAAAAAAAGCAACCAACCUCUCUCGGCUCCAUCCCCCCGGAGGAGCUCCGAGGGGGGGAAACCCUCCCCGGCCUCCGCAGCGACCCCUGCCUGCGGCCACCGGCGGCGAGCGGCCGCCUCCUCGUCCUCCUCUUCCUUCCCCCCCCUUCACCUCCCUCAGCGAGCCAAGAUGGAGCGCGGCCGCUGAUCCCGUCGAUCCGCCGUCAUCCACCGGCCUCCCCGCGGCUCAGCGCCUUGUCUGCGGUCCUUGCGGGUGCUCCGGGCUCCGAGCGACUCGCCGAGGGUUGUAUCGAGCGCGUCGCGAAGGGUUUGUGCCUCCCGGUGAAGCUCCGAAGAGAGGACCCCCCCGCUCCCCUCCACUACCCCCCCGUUGCAUCCCCUCAGCGCUCGCCGCCAUUUUCGCCGCGCCCGUGGAUGUUGAGGCCGUGGGAGGGUCCCGGCAUCGUCUCCUAAGGGAAAAUUAAUUAGAUAGAGGAAAGGGGGGGCUCCUGGCUCGCCUCCCGAUCCCCUCCCCGUCCUCAUCCCGCCGGGGAUGCGCUGACGGGGGGGGGCCCCCACUGGGCCGCGAGCGGCGGAGCUUUGGCCGGGCAAAGUGGGGGGGUCGUCGGAGGAGACGGCGGGAGGAGGAGGAGGAGGAAGAGGAGACGAGGGCCCGCGGGCCGCGCACGGAGCCGUCGGGAUGUUGCAGAAUGUGAAUCCCCAGAGCAAGCUCCUGGGGGAGGGCAAUGCCGGGCUCAUGGCGCUGGCGACGCCGACGGAGUCGACUCCCGGGAAGCGGAUCCGCAAACCUUCGCUGCUCUACGAGGGCUUCGAGAGCCCCACCAUGGCCUCGGCUCCCGCCCUUCCCAACCCUCAGGCCAAUCCGCCGCCUCCCGAGGUUUCCAAUCCCAAAAAACCCGGUCGGAUCACCAACCAGCUCCAGUACCUGCACAAGGUGGUGAUGAAGGCGCUGUGGAAGCACCAGUUCGCGUGGCCCUUCCGCCAGCCCGUGGACGCCGUCAAGCUGGGCCUGCCGGAUUACCACAAGAUCAUCAAGCAGCCCAUGGAUAUGGGAACCAUCAAGAGGCGCCUGGAGAACAACUAUUACUGGGGGGCAGCCGAGUGCAUGCAGGACUUCAACACCAUGUUCACCAACUGCUACAUCUACAACAAGCCCACGGAUGACAUCGUGCUGAUGGCGCAGACCCUGGAGAAGAUCUUCCUGCAGAAGGUGGCACAGAUGCCUCCGGAGGAGCAGGAGAUCGUGGUGCCCGUGGCCAAGAACAGCCAUAAAAAGGGGGCAUCCAGGGCGGCAGCGCUCCUGGCGGGACUGACGGCAGCUCAGCAGGUCCCGGCCGUGUCCUCGGUGUCCCA